Molecule: messenger RNA, 3129 nt
Organism: Phanerochaete carnosa HHB-10118-sp
Lineage: Eukaryota; Fungi; Basidiomycota; Agaricomycetes; Polyporales; Phanerochaetaceae
Exons: 3
Coding region: 1-3129 (1042 amino acids)
Source: RefSeq, a predicted model, not a curated record
AUGUAUCUCGACUUUUUAGCCCACCUUUUACGCUCGCUGGAUUCUAGUUUCCACUCAAUUUUCAAAUGGGUCGUUUAUUUCAACCGCUGGUCGCAGGUCACCUCUCCUCCACCGUCGGCCGUGCUGGAAUCGCCGAUUCCGAAUGCUACUCCUGGUUCAUCCUUUACCUCCGCUGAUACGACCUUUACCGAACCAGAUAUUUUUCUCAGCGGCGCGAAACAUGCGUUCUCGUUGGACCUUCCUGAUAUCGGCACCGCGAAGGAGCAGAUACUCUCGGGCUUGCUUGGCAGCCUUGGUCUGGACGAAUGGAUAUCGCUCCAGGGAACGCUUGGCGCAGCGUCGGAUCUCCCUGAGAUAUCUCUGACGCCUCUCGUUCCGUUGGUCAUCACGAUUCUAUCUGUUCUUGUUCUCUGGUUCGUCUUGCAGGAGUUGUUGCCUGCUGUGGACGACGUCGGACAGCAAGCUCUUGAUGUUUCUGCCAAGGACGUUCCAUUCCAGAGGAACAGGUCGCUUACCCAUUUGGCUUUCGGCAAUAUCGAAGACCUCAACUCGGGCUUGCAUACCACACCGUUACUGGAGGACGCCACGGCCGCCCAGACGUCGUCUAAUGCUUUGGACACUAGCAAUUCUGUGCUCGCGAUUGAGCCUGAAGACCCUGCGCCGAACAUUGGAGAUGAUGCAAUGGAUCUUGCCCCCAUGGUUUUCACAGACCCCACGACGCUCCCGGCUGACGAUCUUGAUUCGCCUUUCGAGGUCUCCCUUCGUCCUCCUAUCUCGAAGAACUCCGAUAGGUGCCCGUCUGUUCCACCUUCGACAGCCAAAGACGAUUUAGGACGCAUCUCUCUGCGUACACCGACUGCUACCAACAUCCAGAGCGUUCCUUCGGCUGCGCCUUCGUUCGAUGUCUUGGAACCUCUUGCGGCUGCCUCUUCGGAUCUGGCAACUCAGCUGAUGGACGAAAACCUCGAGGAAUCUUUGUCUGACGAAGUGCUGCAGUCUGCUGGUCUCAUAACACCUGCCGACUCGGUUGCUGAGGUCGUCGUGGACGUUUCCAUGGUCUCACUGGGGCCAAGCGGUGAUCCGCCCCCUCCUGUACUCGCACAUGGCGUUGGCGCAUUUUCCACUGCAGUUUCGAAUGACGAAGAUGCCGGUCCUUCUCUAGCAAAUGGUACUUCUACCUCUGGGGGCCCGACUAUAUGCGCUCGUCUUCCUAUCAUAGAGCUCGAGGACGAUACCCUCGACAUUGGAGACGACCCUUUGCAUCUUUCUAGGGUAUGUCCCGCAGUCACUGCGGAUCAUGCGGCCAAAGACGAUAGCUGUGCUUCCAAUGACCAACAGCCCGCCUGCGACGAAGUUACGGUUCGGAUCCCUCUCACAGCUGGCCCUACCGACGGUGCCCCUACGAAGCUAGCUAAGGCGACAGCCGACCCGCACGUUGCACUCAGUACUUCUUCCGCCUCCAAAGUCACCCAAGAAUCGACGACGGCACCGACAGACCCUAUAGAGGAGAUUUCUGACUAUAUGCCCUCUGACUGGUCCCUGGUGACGCCAAAGAGCGAUCUUAGCGAUCUUAUCGACGAGCCGAUGACGGCGCAGGACUGGACCACUGUCAAGUGCUACAUGGGCUUUCAGGAUGACCAAGUAAACGAGUCGGAGCAGAAGCAGAUGACCUUCAUCCACGACUAUCGCCUCUCCAUUCAUUUCCCUGACCCCUCCCCUGCUGCGCCGUUGAACGCAUUUGAGCGUAUGCCCAACGCAGAUGAUCUUUUUUGCUCCUCACCUAAUGCGCGGACGCGAUCCUUGUUCAGAAAUGAGCGCCGUCGGGCUCUGUCGGAGCCGCCUCUGUUCAGCGACCGCGAAUGGAUUCGUUCGGAGGUUGACCCUACCCCCAAGCUUUCUGCCACGAGGGCGCGACUGGACAUCUUCAAGGAUCCCCGCUGCCCUGUUGUUCCUGCGGAGGCGGACAAGCGGUUUCCGCUUACGUCGCCUGAGCUCCAAGGCUGCUUCCCGUCUAUUGCGGCGCGGAUGGGCUUCAUCACUCACAAUCGCAGCCACCUUCGGUUCAUCCCACGGGCUGAAAUGGACUAUGUUCUUGAAGGCGAACGGGCUGCGCUGAAACUGGCGACGGCUCACGAGCUCAGACGUAGGCAUUCGAUCGGCGGGUUCCACCUCUCGAAGUACGGCUUGACGAAGACGGCAUUUCUGCGCGCUUACGUACCGUAUAUCAAAGACCAGAUGUCGUAUGCGGAAGUUACAGGCACCGGGAUCGAGCCUUGGGGUCGAGUGAUCACUGCGAAUCCUGAGGAUAAAUGCUCUCCGACAGGCAAUCGACUAAACUUACCGAAGUUCUUGGAAGUCAACAGGAAUCGGAGUGGGCCGGAUGUCAAUGUCAAUGGAGUAGACUUCAAAGCAGAGUAUACACGCCCUGUCCCGCCUCUAAGGCGAGAUCCGAACCAUCCGUCUGCAGGGACAUCGUCCCGGCCUAAGACAAGUAUUGAUGAACAAACCAGUACCCCUUCCACGCCCCGGAACCGCAAAGCUCGUCACUCUCUGCCUCGUUUCCCUUCAUUCGCCACUGUGGUUCAGAACGAACUUCGGCGAUCGAACAGCUUCCAGUCGAACGCUCAUUCCACUAGCCCUGAUGGUAGCGACCACAAGCGAGCCAGGUCUGCAAGCCCGUUCACCUCGGCCCCAGGACGUCAGAAGCGCACUCGGUUCGCAGAGCCGCCAGUUCAAGGUGACGGCCCCAGCACGGCGUCUCCUUCGCAUUCACCUGGCGUCGCGCGUCAGCAGUCCAUCCUCGCACGGCGCUGCUCCGCCUCGCCCCUCCAGCGUCUUUCCACCGUCGGCCGCCCGCGCAACCUCGAGACCGUCGUGGGCUCGCCGACCAAAGCGGAGUCAACGACGGCGGUCACCGUGGUGCACUCCUCCAUCGCGUCUGCACCGUCUCUGGACGCCAUGGCAGCUAUCGUUAGGGACGAGGGCUGCGGCACGUGGCAGCCAAAAGCGGGGACUGGUUCGUCGAGCGCGAGCACACAGGCUGCAAAAGCGUGUGCGCGGAUUGAUGAUGAUGGCGUCCUGGAGAAGUUCGAGAGCGAGUUGGUUGCGGGCGGGUCGUCCGGUCAGUAA